Molecule: messenger RNA, 2818 nt
Organism: Botrytis cinerea B05.10
Lineage: Eukaryota; Fungi; Ascomycota; Leotiomycetes; Helotiales; Sclerotiniaceae
Exons: 1
Coding region: 374-1102 (242 amino acids)
Source: RefSeq, a predicted model, not a curated record
GAGAAUUUUGAUAUCAUGAAAGUCACAACUGAAAAUCCCCCGCGACACAUAGUCAAAAAGAUGGGUAAAUUUAAGCAUCAUGAGAUGCGCAAUGGUUCCUCAAUUGAGUCGCAGAAACUCAAUCAACGCCUCUUUGCUUCCCAACACCAAAUCAUUCCUCCGUUCGUUGUACCCGAGGUUCAAUAAUCGGGGUGAUACCAACAAAAAAUUGUCAAAAUUCAGUCUGGGCUCGGCAUUAUUCACGACACUUGCCACGGGCAUCUCCUCAAAUUUAACACUGUAUGGUGGUGCACCACCGUUGAGUAGGGUUCGUCCAUCCGCCCCUUCGAGAAUAUGGGAAUGUUCUUAGUCUAUCAGAAGAAGAAAAACUAUAAUGUCUUCAAUUCUGAAGAAUGGAUCGAGCUUGAUUUCGACUAACUCUUUAGAGUCAAUAAAUCCAAAGGAUGCUUUGCAUCUCCCAUCUCUUUCUGAUAGUAAAUCAAGUUCCCCGAAUUCGAAGUUGGAUUUGGGCGUGGGUUCAUUAUCUCACAUUAACAUAAGUAGACGACAAGUGUCUUUCGCAGAGCCAAAAGUGAAAACGAAAGAUCUUGGGCCAAAGACUGCACGCCCUAAAUCUAAUUCAAAUUUGAGGCUAGAUGGAAGUGAGAAGGACACCUCCGUACCGAAUCAACGAAAACGUUUGAUUGGCAAACAGGGUCAUAAAGCUCAGUUAUGUAAGCCACCACGUCAAAGGCAGUUUAAGCCAAAGUUUAAGCCGGGUCAUAUCUCUGCAUCAGCAGACACGGAAGCUGCAUCUAAGAAUCAUGAAAACACCUCUAUGUCAAGGCAAAGCUCGAUCGUGGUUCUAUGGGAUGCUGAUAACAAAAGCUUUUCUCCGCCUUUUCUUGAUGUGGCAACUUCGUUGAAGAAGCUUGCUGGGCAUUUCGGGGGGAGCUUGUCAACAUAUCAGCUUUUGGUAGUCAUCGCAUUCUCUGAAAUUGGUACAGAAUCAACUGAAGCUGGCGUACACAUUGAACGCGUGUACAGCUCCCCAAGAAGCAGAUGCAGCUCUGCAACGCGCGUGGGAGGAGUGGAAGAUGACCCGGUUAGAGAAGGAACCUGAUUCUUUUAUUUGGUUAAUUUUGGUCUCGGAUGAUGCAGGGUUUCGGCACAUGUUGAGUUCAUCCAAGAGAAGUGGAUUUGGGGUUGUGGUUGUGAACGAAUUCAUUACCAAACUGUCGUUAGAAGGGGAUUUUUGCACGCCUUGGCUACAGCUCAAAGCUGGAAGCCAUAGUUUGGACGGCCUGGUCGACCAUAUUGUUGGCAUAUCGACCAUGGGUCGGAGCUGGAUGAGGGAGAAUAUGAAUACAAAUGAUUUCGCAGAUGAAGGUGUAAUUGUCCAAAUUGUAUUGAAGCCUAAAAAUCAAUCAUUGGCAAACAAAAAUCAUGAAACAGGAGCUAUUGUCGAGAACAAUGCAGAAACGAUGUUGGAACAGCACCUGAAGCAUGCAGGUGAUAGACAUUUGUAAUAUUUGGAAAAUCUCGAGAAAGCGUUACAAAAAUUGGAAGAGCCCUCUAAGGAUAAAACCAUGUGGAACAUUAAUGGAAGUAUUUUGAAAUUGGAAGCUAGAUUGAAGGCAAGACUUAAAGCGAGGAGGACAAAAAAGUUCAACUCGCGAAAUAACGGAUAUUUCCGACGAAGAGUUUCUGAAAAUUUUAUGUUAUGCAGAUUUCGUUGAGGGAUUGAUGAGAUGAGCGAACAAGUCGAGUCCAAAUGUCGACUCGGGUUUGUAGAAGACUCUUCCAAUUACUUCGAUCUGCAGUCCGCAAGUUAAACAAAGGCUCGACACCUGAGCAAUGUCAGAAACUAUCACUACGAGGAAGAAAAAUGCAAUGAUCACUACCUACAAACUGCAUACAAAAUGAUCACCAAGUAUGUUUAGACACCCGGAUACUGCUCCGAAUCAUCUUAUCGCCGUUUCUGGGAGGAAUGGAAGCCACAAUUGAGGACAGGCCGGCUACAAAUAUAAUGGUCAACAAUGAUCUGGUGUAUCCACUGCCGCAGCAGACCACGUCCAAGCGUGUCAACGAAAAGCUCCAGUCGUGUAGCUGUCCGAGAAGAUUUUUGGGUUAGCAGACUAUCAUCAAAUUCUUUAUAUAUUAAUUAUCAUCUGAAUUUUUUUGAUCAUAGCCUAGCGAAUACAUUGGAGAUUAAAUCCUUCAGAUAUGAAUUUGUGUACAGGUAUUCCUCACAAUAUACUGUCCACUAGAGAAUUAUUAGUAUGGACAAGAUCCACAUAGCCAAGAUUUGGUACAAAAAGAAAGAGAGGACAGUUGAGAAAGAGAAAAGAAAAAACAAAGGAGUGGGCCUUGCACAUUUCAAAAUUACGAUGAUUCCGAGUAACGUUUCACACUCACAACAGAAAGUAAUUCUAAUGACGGUUAUUCAAUUUUGAUGUUGUAUCUGAAUUUUGAAGAGCUAGGCUUAUUCAUCAAAUAGGCACAUCUUGGCAGGCGUCGUGACGGAGUGGUUAACGUGAUUGACUAGAAAUCAAUUCCUUUCGGGGGCGCAUGUUCGAAUCAUGCCGACGUCGAGAUCUUUUGUCAUUCUUCGUCAUAACAUUUUAUAUAUUCUUGUUACAUCUUGGUACUUUAUAUUUCUUUUUCGUUCUGAGGAUGAAUUGAUCUUGGGAAUUUUUUUUCAAUAGGGGGAGGUGGAGAGGUGGGGCAUUUUCCUUUAUUGUGGAGAGAAAAUCUUUGUUGUAAUGUGGUUUAUCAAUGAGUGGGUCAUAUCAGUGAAUGGGUCAUUUGAAAAUAUAUCAAAAUUAGACCUUUUUCA